Messenger RNA from Myotis daubentonii (Daubenton's bat), 537 nucleotides. It is a transcript of the gene PAPSS1, whose product is annotated as bifunctional 3'-phosphoadenosine 5'-phosphosulfate synthase 1-like. The record is from RefSeq and is a predicted model, not a curated record. NCBI's taxonomy places the organism in Eukaryota, Metazoa, Chordata, Mammalia, Chiroptera, Vespertilionidae. Gene Ontology annotation, biological process: sulfate assimilation; 3'-phosphoadenosine 5'-phosphosulfate biosynthetic process. Gene Ontology annotation, molecular function: sulfate adenylyltransferase (ATP) activity; adenylylsulfate kinase activity; ATP binding. The transcript has 3 exons. The coding region runs from base 33 to 368 and encodes 111 amino acids.
GAAAAUUUUCCUUUCUCAUUAACUAGGUGGACAUGCAGUGGGUGCAGGUUUUGGCAGAAGGUUGGGCCACCCCACUGAAUGGCUUUAUGCGAGAGAGGGAGUACCUGCAGUGUCUUCAUUUUGAUUGUCUUCUGGAUGGGGGUGUCAUUAACUUGUCAGUGCCUAUAGUUCUGUCAGCGACUCAUGAAGAUAAAGAGAGGCUGGAUGGCUGUACGGCAUUUGCUCUGAUGUAUGAGGGCCGCCGUGUGGCCAUUCUUCGCAAUCCAGAGUUUUUUGAGCACAGGAAGGAGGAGCGUUGUGCCCGACAGUGGGGAACGACAUGCAAGAACCACCCCUACAUCAAGAAGCGAGACUGGAUCUUAGAUUAGUGUGAUGAGCAUAUGGUCUUGUCACUUGGUCCAGAUAAAUAUUUGUUCAGUAACUAUUUAAGCAUCUACUAUACAUGAGGCACCGAGCUAGAUGCUGGUGCUGGACAUGCAAGCACAGGCUGUACGCUCGGGCCUCCUAACUUUUGGUGGUGGAACAGACAUUAAUCAU